This is a messenger RNA of Styela clava, 1343 nucleotides long. The record is from RefSeq and is a predicted model, not a curated record. Lineage: Eukaryota; Metazoa; Chordata; Ascidiacea; Stolidobranchia; Styelidae.
UCUAGAAUAGGGACAUAGUAGACUACCUUAGCUAACUGUAUGAUGAUACAUUACCCACCUUGCAGCCUUGCUGUAUAUAGAUCGCUUCAAUUACAUAACUCAUUCUGUCCAAUUCUUGCUUCAAAUACUUGUACGAUAAUUGGUAGAUUUCCACAUGACCAUGCAUAUAUCUUACAUGAUGUCAUUUUGAACAAGAAUCACAGCCUGUAAGUCCAAAUUUGCGUUGCUCAGCGGCGUGAACAACGCUAAACUUAAAUGUAAAUCUGAAAGUUAUCGGUAUUCAGUCUGAUGCUAUAAAACGUGGUUGAAGGUCGGAUCGUUGAGUUUUAUAUUUUGUUUGAAACUGAGACGAUUUAAAACAAACGUGUUGUUUGCUUCAACUUGCACACUAUCGCUCCAAGACGGCAAUUUGUAUUACGCGAUGUCGAGGAUGAGCAGCGAUCGAGUUUUUGUCGGGUGGUUAUUGCAAUACCUUUCAUCAAAACAAAUCGUCGUUGCGGCUUUUCUUUUAGCAACAACCUUGUUGGUGUUAUUCAGAAUGAACUGUUUUCAUGGAUUUCUCCAGCGAAAUCUCGCCCCACAUUUCCGAAAACCAGGGACCGGAUUUUUCGGAUUUCUUUGUCGUCAGUUUUUGAAAGGAAAUCGACCACUUGAAGAAACAGCAUUUCGAUCGCUCGAUGCUCAACCACACCACAAAAUUCUUGAAAUAGGUUUUGGAUAUGGUCACGGAAUAUCUUACGCUUUGGACAAUGGAAUGAGAGAUGGUAGUGGAGUGGUAUACGGUAUGGACUUUUCAGCCGAAGCUUGUGACCAUGUCAGGAAGUUACUUAUAAACGAUUUGAAGAGUGGGAAAUUGGAAAUAAUUUUUGGAGAUGUUGCAAAUAUACCGCUGAAAGAAUCGACUAUAGAUAGAGUCUUUCACACAAACUGCUACUACUUUUGGCCAGAACCAUUGAAUGUUUGUCGGGAAAUACUGCGUGUCAUGACGCCUGGUGGUAUCAUGACGACUGGUAUAGAGCCAGAGAAAGUUAAACGAGCCGCAUUGUCGGGAGUAAUAGAACCCUGCCAGAUUGAUCCCGAUUUUUACAUAGAGUGCUUAGUUGAAGCUGGAUUUGAACACGUACGUAUGGAAGAAGCAUCUUAUCAGAGAAAUGGACAUAAAGUGAUUUUUGCUCAGAAAAAAAAAGUAUGACUUGUGUACCGAUCAGAUAUGCCAAUCAGCAUUACAUACGUUGCCAUGUGUAGCAGAAGCUUCAGAAUUUUUACAUUGAUUUUUUUUCAUUUGGUGAUCUCUUGCAUUCGAUUUUUAUAUGGUACUCUUCAAAGAUUUUCUCAAUUAAACA